Messenger RNA from Guillardia theta CCMP2712, 510 nucleotides. RefSeq lists its product as hypothetical. Bases 1 to 510 code for a protein of 169 amino acids. The transcript has a single exon. NCBI's taxonomy places the organism in Eukaryota, Cryptophyceae, Pyrenomonadales, Geminigeraceae. The record is from RefSeq and is a predicted model, not a curated record.
AUGCCUCCUACCGAGCAUCAUUGUUGCAAGCCUGCUCCUCCCUCCUCUCUGCCUUCCAUGUACCACUCUCAGACGCUUUCUGCUCCUUCUAAUCGCCCUCCUUCCCAACAGCCCUGCUCUUCCCCCACCCCCGAGUCCUCCUUCUUCCAGUACUUUGGCUCUCCUUCCCUCACCGCUUGCCCGGUGUCUGACCGCCGCAGCAUCUUCCUCGACUUCUCCCUCGGCUACGACGAGGCCAGUCACAGCAGGUGGAUAGACGCUUACGAGGGCCUGGGCUUCAUGCGGGCGCUCUCGUCGUCGGCCUCACAGUACGUCGAGUACAUCGGAGCGAGUACAACUCAAGGCGAGGAGGAAAAGGAGGAGGAGGCAGGGACGGGAUGUGGGCAAGGGGCGGCGAGACAGGAAGAGACGAAAGGAAGUGACGGAUGGGAGGUGCAAGAGGAUCAGCAUCCCUGCUCUGUCAAUUUGCGUGUGGGGGAUCAAGAGGCGUGUGCAUUUGAAGUGCAAUGA